Messenger RNA from Durio zibethinus, 3528 nucleotides. Its product is annotated as putative methyltransferase PMT27. The record is from RefSeq and is a predicted model, not a curated record. NCBI's taxonomy places the organism in Eukaryota, Viridiplantae, Streptophyta, Magnoliopsida, Malvales, Malvaceae. Gene Ontology annotation, cellular component: endosome; cytoplasm; trans-Golgi network. Gene Ontology annotation, molecular function: methyltransferase activity.
AACCCUUACCCCUUUGCAUAAAAUCAAUUGAUAACUGGUCUCAUUCACCAAAAAUAUCAAGACAGAAAGUCGCCUGUCCCUUGCAAUAAGUUGGGUUUUUGGGAGAUCUCUAAUCGUUGACAUUUGGAAUUGGGUUUUGCUUGGCCCAUAAGAAAAUUUCCUGUUAAUGGGUAUUUCAUAUCUAGCCCAUCAGGAAAAAAAAAUAGAGAAAUGAGAACAAAUUUCCAACGAAUUCCCUUCUCCGACUCUGUCGGAUCUUGAGACAUUCCAAUUUGGAAUGUUUCUGUUCCCUUACAUCUCCACAAACAAAGCUUAAUCUUCUCCAUUGUUUUUUAUCUUCAAUCUAUCAAAACUACAAUAUCAAAAACUGUCCUCGUAAAGCAUUUUCUUCUCUCGUUUCCACUCAAACCAAAAUGGGAAUAGGAGGAAAGUAUCGUAGUAACAAGCGUUCAUCCUCAGUUUCAUAUGCAUCAACCGUGACUACUGUAGUUUUUGUAACCUUAUGUGUUUUUGGUGUAUGGAUGCUCACUUCCAACUCCGUUUCACCCCGACAAACAACCACCACUCGCACCGCCACUGACACCAAUGCCGUCGACAAUGCGGUUUCUUCUUCAAAUGAAGAACAAACCUCAAAAAAUAUUAAUGAUGAGAAAGACAAAGCUGUCUUUGAAGAUAAUCCAGGCCAACUCCCUGAUGAUGCCAUCAAACCUGACAACGAUGGGAAGUCCGAGGAUGAUAAAGCAAGCGAAUCGGAUGAGGAUACAGGGAAAGAAGGUGCAGCUGUUGAGGAGAACCAACAAGUUUUAGAGGGAAAAGAAUCAGUUGAAGAGCAGGAGAAGCAUAAACUUGGUGAAACUCAAAUAUCAGGGGAAAGUGUAUUGACUCAAAACCAACAAUCGGAGCAAACCAGCCCGAAGGAAUUUGAAGAAAAUAAGCAGACGAGAAAUGAAGAAACUGAAAAUCAAGAGGAAAACAACAAUCAGGAUUCAGAAGAAGAUCAAAGUCAAAGUGUGGAAAAGCAACAAGGAAAUGAGAAAUCAAAGGAAUGGCGGAAUCAAGAAUUGGAUCAUCUACAGCAACGGGGAGAUAAGCAAAAGCAAGACGUUGAAAACAAUGAGGAAACACAAGAAACAAAAAUUGCGAAAACAAAGGAAGAUAAUCAAGAGACUUCGAAGAAUGACGUUAAUGAAUUAGAAGAUGAUCAACAAAAGGGAAACAAACAACAAAGUCAAGAGCAACAAGAGUUACAAAUGCAAGGGAUUGCAAACACCACUUUUAGCGACGAAACUAAGGAUAAACAGAAAGAAAUUCUUAACGCAACUCAAACUGAUACGUUCCAAAAUUUACUUAAGACAUCAACUUCGAAUCAGGAGGCAACAGAGAAAGACACCCAAAGUGAAUUUCAGAAUCAGGAAACUCAACAACAGGACUCCCCAAAAGAAGAAAAUCCGAAUGACUCAAACUCGGAAGAGCCGUUAGGAAGUUCUAUUCCAAAAGAGUCCAACGAGUCGAAGAAGUCCUGGAAGACGCAGAAGACUCAAUCAGAGAACGAGAAGGAGAGGCAGAAGGACGAAUCAAACGGUAAAGCGAGCAUCUAUGGUUACACUUGGCAGUUAUGUAACGUCACUGCUGGUCCUGAUUACAUACCAUGUUUGGACAACGAGAAAGCAUUGAAGAAAUUACAUAGUACCAGGCACUUCGAGCAUCGGGAGAGGCAUUGCCCUGAGGAGGGUCCAACGUGUUUGGUCUCACUCCCGGAGGGAUACAAAAAACCCAUCUCCUGGCCCCAAAGCAGAGAUAAGAUAUGGUACCAUAAUGUACCACAUACGAAGCUGGCUGAGGUGAAAGGGCACCAGAACUGGGUUAAAGUGAGUGGUGAAUUCUUAACUUUCCCUGGGGGAGGAACCCAGUUCAUCCAUGGCGCACUCCACUACAUCGACUUUCUGCAACAAUCAGUACCUGACAUUAAAUGGGGUAAGCACACCAGAGUCGUCCUGGAUGUUGGAUGUGGUGUUGCCAGCUUUGGAGGAUAUCUUUUCGAUAGAAAUGUUCUGACAAUGUCUUUUGCCCCCAAAGAUGAGCAUGAAGCUCAAGUUCAAUUUGCCCUUGAAAGAGGAAUUCCUGCAAUAUCAGCUGUGAUGGGUUCUCAGAGGCUACCAUUUCCUUCUAGGGUCUUUGAUAUAGUGCACUGUGCACGUUGUAGAGUGCCUUGGCAUGCAGAAGGUGGUUUGCUUCUGCUAGAACUGAACCGUGUUCUGAGACCUGGAGGAUAUUUUGUCUGGUCAGCCACCCCUGUCUACCAGAAGCUUCCAGAGGAUAUGCAAAUAUGGAGGGCAAUGUCGUCCCUGACCGAGUCCAUGUGUUGGAAGCUUGUGACCAUCAAAAAGGACAAAUUGAAUUCCAUUGGUGUUGCUGUCUUCCGCAAACCUACCUCAAAUGAAUGCUAUGACAAAAGGCAGGAUAAUAGUCCUCCGAUGUGUAAAAAUAGUGACGAUGCAAAUGCUGUCUGGCAUGUGCCUCUGCAGGCAUGCAUGCACCGCGUGCCAGUAAAUCAGGCUGAAAGAGGGGCACGAUGGCCUGCAAAUUGGCCAGGCCGGCUGCAGAAAGCUCCUUACUGGUUGAACAGCUCGCAGAUGGGGAUUUACGGGAAACCAGCUCCUCAAGAUUUUGUGAGAGACUAUGAACACUGGACACGAGUGGUAAGAAAGCUGUAUAUGAGCGGAUUGGGAAUCAGUUGGUCUAAUGUUAGAAAUGUGAUGGACAUGAGAGCUGUUUAUGGAGGGUUUGCAGCAGCUUUGAAGGACAUUGAAAUGUGGGUGUUAAAUGUGGUGAACUUUGAUUCUCCAGAUACACUUCCAAUAAUCUAUGAACGUGGUCUUUUUGGAAUAUACCAUGAUUGGUGUGAGUCCUUUAGCACAUACCCUCGAUCAUACGAUCUUCUGCACGCUGAUCAUCUUUUCUCCAAGCUGAAAAAGAGGUGCAAACUUGAACCGGUGAUGGCAGAGGUUGAUAGAAUAGUCAGACCAGGAGGAAAAUUGAUUGUUCGUGAUGAAUCAAAGGCCAUUGGGGAAGUUGAGAACUUGUUGAAGUGUCUGCACUGGGAGAUUCAUUUAACUUUCUCUAAAAAUCAAGAAGGAAUUCUCAGCGCUCAGAAAGGUGAUUGGCGGCCAACAACGUAUCAAGCUUCCUCCUAACGACUUUUUCGGCUGGCUCCAGUGACAUUCACCAUUUUUUUUCUCUAGAAUUAUAAUCAUAUCAUAGAGAAACACUGUAACUUGAAACGAGCAGAAUUUAUCAGGUUCAAGUAAUCGAUUCCUCGUUUUCGUUUAUCAGGUUCAAGUAAACCCUUGAGCUGGAUCUUCCUCCAGGCAACAUUUAUAGUUCUUCCAUAAUUUUGAAGGUUUCACCUUAGUCUUCUUUAAAGGGCUAGACUUUAAUGUGAUCUUAUGCUUAUCUUUAAUUCUUUAUUUCUUGUCUCUUCUCAUAAUUAUUGUUGAGUGAUCAUUUUUAAUACAGCAGCUACCUAAA